AUGGCUCCUGUUCGCUUGUUUCCUAUCUUACUUGCAAGUCUUUUUGGUGCAUCCAUUGCUCUUCAAGAUGAUCAAAGGCUGCCUGAAUCUUGGUGCAUAACAUAUCUAUCAACUUAUCUGGCCCCAGUAUCACAUGGUCACACUCGACCAACGACUUCCUCUGCUGGCGAAGCCUUCUCCACAGAGACCCCUGAAGCAACUUUGACCUUCUCUACACAUCAAGCUAUCUCCUCAAAUUUCCCUGUUCGUGAUGAUCUAGUUAUUACAACUUCGGUUCCAUUCAACAUUAAAACCUCAGCCCCAAGUCCAACUACUGAUCUUUCAGUCCCCGAUAUCAAUGGUCGAUCAGUGAUAUUCCGUAUCGUUCCGGAAUCACAAGAUGCCAAACGAGAUCUUCAGGUCAGGGAAGUAGGGGGAUUCGUUGGCCGUCUGCUCGAUAGUACCUGGCCCAUAUACUACAAUGGCGAGAGUUUCGAGGAGCUACGUGGCCAGCCGGGAGCGUUACCUCGAGACGCCGUUACUGAAUUCUUUGCUGAUGACAAUGGAUUUCUUCGCUUUUUCAGCUCGGCCCUACCAACUGGCGAGGCGAGCUUCUGUCAAGAAGCUGAGAGCGGCCAAGCCUAUAUCACUUUCUCUGCAUCGCCCCCAGGUUGUCAAGCUAUAAGACUUUCUAUUACUGGAGACGGCGAUAUAUCCUCAAGCCCUUCUUCUCGACCUGCCAGCAUACCUCAGCUAGCAGAAUCUACAUCAGCAUUGCUCGGAACGACAUCUUCCCCCAAUGCAGUAGCCUCUAUGACCAUACAAGAUAUUCAGAAGGCCUCUUCCACUAUAGAUGUCCCAACAUUCACUCCGCCUUCCCAAGGCACUUCUCAGGUCAGACCUGUAUAUACGAGCUCUGUUCGAUAUUAUAAUAGCUCUUCAUCUAUCAUAUUCCCAACACGUCCCGUUCUUACACAAACACCUUCUAUGAACCUAUCCACAGGCGCACUAUCCACGGGUAUCCUGGGAUCAUCUAGAGAACCACUUUCUAUCUUUGAGCCCAGUACGACUGCCACACCAAUUACCACGAAUGAUGAAGAUACAAUUGACACUAGCUCUGGUACUGACCCCACGGCCAGCUCAGUUGUUGACUCUUCUGCCACGUCUGGGCCGUCAUACAGUUUCGAGACUGAUACUAGCACACUAUCCGAUCUAUCACCGGAUGCUAGUUCAUCUCUCGACUCGAGCCUAACCGGCGUGUCAACGGCUGAUACCAGAUUUUUCACUACGACGACUGUCGAUACCGCUACUUCAGAUACUUCUACCACUACAAGCUCUGAAGCGACGGUCACACGCGCGUGUCCAGAGGGAUUUUCUGAACCACUGACAUUAUUCGACGGCCAGCGGCCAUCUGAUAACGGUGUCGAGUGGCUCGUGCUCCCUUUUUUGAUAACGAUCUUCGGUCAGGCCAGCGAUAUGCUCUAUAUCAGUCCCAACGGGCUUGUUACGCUGAGAGACUCCCUCGGAGCCGAUUCAUUUUCCAAUGCAGCCUUACCUGCUACAAAUGUUGAGCCACUAGCUAUAUUUCCUUACUGGGACGACAUGAUAGUUCCCGUAGGUUCAGGGGCUGAGGUUACCUACCGGAUUAAGGAUAUUCCCAACCAGCCAAAGACGUUGGUCAUAGAUUGGUGUGUUUUCUCUACAUCAGGUGGAACUGAGCCAAAUAACUUUCAAAUGCUGGUCUCAAAGGAUGUGCUGACUCCAGUCCGCUUCUACUACUAUACUACCCAGCUCAAGGGGGAAUCUGCUACUAUUGGUGUCCAAAGCCGCGAUAGGGAUGAUUUUCUGCAGUAUUCUUUUAACCAAGCAGGGUCUGUCCCAGAUAGAACGUUCCUAUCAUUGCGCACGUUCGAUGACGGGGGAGAAAUAAGUGUUGGUCAGUUCUGAGGCCCCGUUCUCCUUACUGGGGGCUUGUCACUUUCCGGCUUCUUCACUUGAUCAUUUCCUUAUUGUUUGUUAUACUUGUUUCCUCCCCUUCGAACUUUGGAAUGGUUAGGCUUUCAGGGCUAUGCGAAGCUUGGAUUAAUGGAUUGAUUACAUGGGUCUCUCUUCGUAUUGUAUAAAUAUGUUGACAGACGAGAAUUUCAGAGACCGGGGCAAUAGGAUAUAGCUAAACUUCCCCUGAGAAACUUGACUUGGUAUUGGCUACACUACAAUAUCC
Molecule: messenger RNA, 2200 nt
Organism: Fusarium redolens
Lineage: Eukaryota; Fungi; Ascomycota; Sordariomycetes; Hypocreales; Nectriaceae
Exons: 4
Coding region: 1-1926 (641 amino acids)
Source: RefSeq, a predicted model, not a curated record